AUGGGGGGUCCAGACAAUGUGAAGAUCAAAACUGAACAUAUUACUGAUGAAGAAACAAGGUCACAGGUGCAGUCGAUCUUACAGGCUGAGACUGAAUCACAAUUGCAAGAGGCAAUUGCACAGGCAGCCAGCUUAAUCAGUCUUGCUGGUCACAAUGUUCGCAUAACACUGGAAAACAAACAAGAGACUGCUUUGGACUUGGCACACUGGUAUGUCCUCCAGCGGACCCGUGCACCUUUUGAAAGGUUCAGAGAUGGUUUAACAUCUCUAGGUGUCCUAGAUGCUCUCCAGAGAUACCCUCUACAAACAAAAUGCCUUUUUGUGAAGGCUGAAAAGGGUUUAACAGCGACUGAUGUGGAGAAUCUCUUCGAGAUCAUUUACUCCGAAAGAGGGAGUAAUGCAUUUCGAGAAGAGUGCCGAAUCCUGGCUUUCUGGCAAGACUAUCUUCAGGAUGCUGAAAUUGAAAACGAUGUCUCUCUAGAAGAUAUUCUCGUUUUCUUCACUGGAUGUGACAGCAUUCCAGCACUGGGUUUCUCUCCAAAGCCCAGCCUUGAAUUCAUCACCCACUCUCGAUUUCCAGUGGCUAAUACUUGCGAAAAUAUUCUUCGCAUACCAGUUCAUGCAGAAUACACAGAUUUCAGAUCUGACAUGAAUUUUGCCAUACGCAAUUCACCCGGAUUUGGAAGAGCAUGAGAUGUCAAAAGUAUU
This is a messenger RNA of Perca flavescens (yellow perch), 708 nucleotides long. Its product is annotated as G2/M phase-specific E3 ubiquitin-protein ligase-like. The transcript is spliced from 5 exons. Gene Ontology annotation, molecular function: ubiquitin-protein transferase activity. Lineage: Eukaryota; Metazoa; Chordata; Actinopteri; Perciformes; Percidae. The coding region runs from base 1 to 693 and encodes 230 amino acids. The record is from RefSeq and is a predicted model, not a curated record.